Molecule: messenger RNA, 760 nt
Organism: Solea senegalensis (Senegalese sole)
Lineage: Eukaryota; Metazoa; Chordata; Actinopteri; Pleuronectiformes; Soleidae
Product: saxitoxin and tetrodotoxin-binding protein 1-like
Exons: 1
Coding region: 54-695 (213 amino acids)
Source: RefSeq, a predicted model, not a curated record
UCUCCACUCUCCUGACAGAACCAGGGUGUUUUUGUUUUCUGUCUCAAAGCAGGAUGAUCUGUGCUGUGAAACAGGCAGUGCCGCUGCUACUGCUGCUGGCGGCAGCCACGGUCAUCAGCACCGGCACCGACCAGAAAUGUGACGGUGUGAACAAGAUGCUGCCCAAAGAAGACCUGCACAAGAUCUUUGGGCAUUGGGUUCUGGUCUGGUCCGUCAGUGACAAUCCUCACGCCUGGGACAUGUUCCCAAAUAUUUCGUCCUCCCAUGUCGAGUUCCGCCUCCUCGCCGACAACAAAACCGUCGUGUUCACUGAGAGUAACCUUCAGAACAACGUGUCGUGUACCGUCUACACUGCAAACAUGUCCAUUAACGCUUCUGAGUCCGACCACCACAGACUCAUCACCGAAUCUGCCACAGUGCACACAGAAGAAGGCGUUCAACCAUUCAACGAUAUGGGUGUCAUAGAUCUGUACGAAAGCUGCCCCGACUGCAUGGUGCUGGACUACAAAAGCAAUCUCGGCCGCUUCCUGUUGACCUACAAGAGGGAGGGGCAUCACUCAGAUGUGGAGGCUUUGGCCGCGGCUCACAAACAUCACCAGCUCAGAAGCGAGUGUUUUGGCUACCCCAGUCACCAGCCAUUCAUCUAUGACAGCGUCUCACGUUUUUGUGAUAGGAAAUCUUCAGUGUCAGAGUGAACAAAUGUCUAAGUACGGCAUCUCAAAAUGUGUGUCUCAAAUAAACGCAAAAAUGGUAAAAAUGA